Messenger RNA from Iphiclides podalirius (scarce swallowtail), 417 nucleotides. The record is from the annotation of a GenBank genome assembly. NCBI's taxonomy places the organism in Eukaryota, Metazoa, Arthropoda, Insecta, Lepidoptera, Papilionidae.
AUGGCGGGCACUUAUUACUUUGUAAUAGUUGGGCAUUCUGAUAAUCCCAUAUUUGAAAUGGAUUUCAUCCCAGUUACAAAGGAAGUAAAGAAAGAAGAUAACAGGCACCUGAAUCAAUUCAUAGCCCAUGCUGCACUUGACUUAGUAGAUGAACAUAUGUGGAAGGUGACUAACACAUACCUGAAGUCAGUGGAUAAGUUUAACCAGUGGUUUGUGUCAGCGUUUGUUACAGCCAGUCAGAUGCGAUUUGUUAUGGUUCAUGAUGCCCGCAAUGAAGAUGGAAUCAAAAACUUCUUCACAGAUGUUUAUGAGGCAUACAUAAAACUUAUGCUCAACCCAUUCUAUAAAGAAGACACCCUGAUCACUUUACCUGCAUUUGAAAAGAAAGUGCAAUUCCUUGGGAAGAAGUAUUUAACA